AUGGAGAUGAACAAUGGAAAGAAGGCAAGUGGCGAUGCAUUGACAAUAUAUGUGGGCGAGCUGUCGACCCAAACACUUGAGUCUGAUUUGUACAGGAUUUUUUCGACGGUUGGAAAGGUGCUUAAUAUCAAGCUGACGAAGAAGCUUGAGUCGUCUUUUGCAUUUGUUACGCUUGGGUGUGAGGAGGAAGUGGAAAGGGCCAUCAGGGAGUACAAGCACUACGAGCUGCAUAAUCGGCAGAUAAGGCUGCUGAGGGUGAUGAGUAAGGAGGAGAUGCCACCCGAGGCAGGGAAUGUGGUAGUGAAGAAUCUUCCGGAGGAGUUCACGGGGAAAGAUCUUGAGGAUGCGUUUUCAAUGUUUGGGGAGAUAACGAGCUGCAAGGUUGCGCUUACUGCGAAUGGAAAGUCGAAGGGAUAUGGGUUUGUGCAAUUUAAAGAGAAGAAGGCGGCCAAGAAGGUGAUUAAGAACUUCAGCAAUCUUGAUGGGCUGAUGCUGAAGGGCAAGAUGAUUAGUGUUGAGCUGUACAACUCUGAGAUGAGGACGAAGGAGAUUCAGAAUGCAUCUGCAGUGUUUACGAAUUGCUUUAUUAAGAGCUUUCCGGCAGAUGCAAGUGAGGGGGAUCUGGUUGAGGUGCUUGAGAGGCACGGAAGGGUGACCUCGUUUUUUUUUCCAUUGAAGGAGGAUGGGAAGCCGAAGGGGUUUGCAUUUGCGAACUUUGAAUCGCAUGAUGCAGCGCUGAAUGCAAUAAACAAUCUGCAUGGGAAGGCGGUGUUUGAGGAGAUGAGCGAGCCGUUCUAUAUCCAGAAGGCGCAGAAGAAGGAAGAUCGUGUUGAGGAGCUGAGGAAGACGUUUGAGCAGCUGAGUAUGCAGGGGCAGAACUAUAAGAAGAAUCUGUAUGUGACGAACAUACCUGAGGGGUUUGGAGUUGAGGAGCUGCAAAGCAUAUUCAAGGAGUUUGGAGCGAUUACAUCGAUUUUUGUUGGAGCAGAUGGGGUGAAUGCACAGAAGAAGUAUGCGUAUGUCUGCUACCUGACGCCUGAGGAAGCAAGCAUUGCGGUGGAGCGUGGAAACGAGAUAUACAUUGAUGGGGAGCGACUGCAGGUUACGUACUUUAAGAACAAGGCGGAGAGGGCAAAGGAUAAGGAGUUUUCUGAUAUAGGAUACAAGCCGAUGAUGCCGUAUAUGUACCAAGGGGUUGGGUUUCCAUCUGGAGGGUUCAAGCGUGAGCGAGCACAGGUAAUGUCGUCGAAGCUGUAUGGAAAUGAGUCUGAAAAGCUGUAUGGGCUUGUGCUUGCAGCAGCGCCUGCAUUCAAGAACGACUGGAAGACGCUUCGGGUGAGCAAUGAGGCUGAGUUUGCAAGCAAGGUGUCUGAAGUUCUACUGAGCAGGCCUGAUGAGGAGAUAAGAAGCAUGAUUGGACUGAAUUUUACGCUAUCGAGCAGUAUAGCAUCAGUGAUCGAGAGUAUUGAUGGAGAGAAUGACCGUGUGGGAGAGAUUAUUAUUAAGGAUUAA
Molecule: messenger RNA, 1512 nt
Organism: Ordospora pajunii
Lineage: Eukaryota; Fungi; Microsporidia; Ordosporidae
Product: putative RNA binding protein
Exons: 1
Coding region: 1-1512 (503 amino acids)
Cellular component (GO): ribonucleoprotein complex; cytosol; nucleus
Molecular function (GO): poly(U) RNA binding; mRNA 3'-UTR binding; poly(A) binding
Source: RefSeq, a predicted model, not a curated record